AUGGUCAUGAGGAUGUUGAGAGCAACAGAAGUUGUAUGCCACAUGGAUUUGCUUCUGGCUAUUGUUAGGUGUACUCCGUCUUUAGCUUCAUCUUUCUUUGAAAAUUUUCCGCACAAUGUGGAAGAUUUCACAUCACCAUCCUGGUUUUCGUCUAUCUCCUUGGCAGCAAAUUUGGUAUCUUCAGUAGGAAACUCAUGUUCCUUUGGUUCAGAAGAUGUUCAGACUAGGAUGAAAUGCAUCUUCCCCCGACCAUUUAGCCGGUCAUUGAUCACUAAAGGGAUGCUUCAUUCCGAUUUUCUUGUGAAACAUGGGACCUUGAGAUUUCUCUUCGAGUCGCUCAGGCUGUUGGACUCUUUUCUUACUUCUUGGAAACUUUGCUCGUCUCAUGCCUCCGAUCAAGUUCAGGCUUCUUUUGAGCAGGAUGUCAUGAGCGAGGUGAGAAGCUUCUUUCCAGACUCCCAGGUGUUGUUGACUGUACUGAUCAAGUCUCUGGACGGAACUCAAAAGUUGUCUUUGAAGAGAAAAGCAGUGUUGGAUAGUGAGCUAAAUGAGUGCAUCAGUGGUAUACCAACUUACCAAAUUGAGAGAGUUACUACGAAAACUCCACCACUUAUGUUCAAGCAUCUGCAUGUAUUGAUGAAUUUGUUAAUGUUUUCAUCGCACGAAGAAGUGAAGGAUCUAGCGUACGAUUUAGCACUGGAAGCUAUGAGAAGCACCGGUGCAUUUGCAAAAAAUCCAAGUGAAAUUGGUGCAUGGUUCAAGUUUCUACCAGGUUUUGACAAGAUUAAACGACCUCUUAAGGUUCAGGAGGCUGUACUGAGCAUGUCAUCAGUUGUCAUCUCCUUUUUAUGUGAAGCUGUUUCCACUGUUGGAAAUAAUUUAUUCAAGCAAUGGGACAUUGUCAGAAGCAUCUUGUCCCAUUUAAAAGGUGCAUCAAUUGGUUUCAGCCCCCUAACGGUUUGUAUUCUGCAGAAGUGUGUGAGGCUACUAAACUCUGAAUCUAAAAGAUAUUCUUUACCAGAGAAGUCAGAAAUAUCUCUGUACAUCUGCAGCACAUUGAAAUAUCUUUUGCAAACUGAGGUAGAUUCCAGAUCACUCUCAUGUUUGGUCCAGUCAGUUCUGUGUGAGGUGGUUGAAGGAUCUAAGGAUUCUUUAUGUGAAUGGAGGCCAUUGAGAAGGUUACUUCGUUUCUCACAAUCUUUGUCAGACAAUGAACCAUUCAUCUUACAUUCCAGAAUGACAAUUGGUGUAGUUGCUGACACUUCUUUUGCAAACACUCUUGAUGAGAUAACAGAAAAGGUGAAAAGUAUUUGUCCGGAUCAAGAUGAAUUUGCAGGGAUCGUUAAAAAGUUCUCUUCUGCAUUGAUUUGUGAAACAACUGAAUCGAUUUUGAAGAACUUUGCUUCUGUGAUGGCUAUUUCUUGUGAUCUCUAUGAAACAUCAUCCUCGCUUUUACAGUCCAUCUCCUUUCUAGAUGAAAACUUCCUCGGAGACCUUUUAAAGCUAUCACCUGACUUGUUUGCGCGAGGUUCAGAAGUUACUGAGUCCAGGAAUCUCUGUGAAGGAACAACAGAUAGUGAGAUUGAUUUUGCUGACCACUCAUCAGAAGAAUCUGAAGAAAUCAAAAGUAAGACUGCUUUGUUUGUAGAGCAGAUGCCUUUUCAUGCAUUACUUAAUGCAGUUAUGAGGAUAGAUAUGUCUUGCCUACUAGAGUUUCCAAGAAUAUCAGAGCUACUGCUGCUAAAAGUUUCACAACCAGAUAUCCAAUUAAUACUAAACUGGCUGUUUCAGAUACGAUCAUUUUACGAUGUUCAACCAGCUCCAGUACUCUGUCAACUCUCUGAGAUGUGUUUACGUCUCAUGAAGCAAUUGCUCACUCAAACAUCAGAACAGGACCUUGUUUCUGGGCCAUGUUCAGACAAGUUGGUUGUUCCUUCUGCAAAGAGGAAGCAUCAAGUGGCCCAGACACUUAUCUGCCACCCUGUUAUGAUGGCACUGCUGGAGAGUCCCUUGGAUUGUGACACAUUACCUCGAGAGCAGAAUGUUCUCAGUGGAAUAGAUCAACAUAUACUUGAUCUAUUGGUUUAUACCUGUGAGCAGUUUUUAUUCGAUGGGAGAAGCAUUGUGAUUAUUAAGGACUUGGUUGAAAGGCUUCUCUUGGUAUUCAGAGGGAAGUUUGAGCUUUGUGUUGGCUCUCAAAGCUUCGCUCCGCUUCUCCAACAUUCCCAUUUAAUUCAUGCUUUGUUGAGAUUCAUAUCACCUGUCAAACUUCUAUAUCUUUCACGUUCCAUGCUGAGUAAAACUGAGGAGGAAGAUUUAGCUAGCCCAUAUUCGAGUAUGAUACUCAGUUUGGGAUUGGAUAUUGCUGGUGGAGCUUUUGAAAUGCUUAUGUUGUAUUCACACCAGCCGGCUGCUAAGAGAGGGGUAUACGAUUUGCUGUGGGAGUUAGAAGACUAUAAUUAUGACACUAACCUCAUUGAGGAAGUAUAUAGCUUAGCAUGCAAAUUUUCUACCUCUAUGGGUUUGGUCUCAGCAGAUACUUGUUUGCUUAAAGUUGUGAGUGGCCUUUUUAGGGGGAAACAGAGUGUUCAUCCGUUGACCAUGACAGUAUCAAAGAUUGUUGGGAGAACUCCUAAGGAUUUGAUUAUCCAUUGCAUAAAUCAGGCAAACAGGACCAGAGCCAAGAUGUUGUGCUAUCUAGUGGAGUCUAGUCCCUUGCAUCUGUCAGUCUUUGGACACAUUUUUUGUAGUCUUCUAAGUAAGCAGCAAGAUGACUUUAACCUUACAGAUGAUCACUUUAUUAUGCUUCUUUCUGCUGUCCUAUCAUAUCUGACAUCAGUUAUUGCAAAACUCAAGAAGCCGGGUCGUAGAUGUGUGGAUAUAACUUCAGCUUAUUCAAGUGUACUAAUAAAUUGUUUUCUACAGUGGCCGAAGUUUGUCUCCGAGUGCAUCUUUGAAGAGAAGUAUGAAGAGAUUGUUCUGAUCAUGAUUUGGGAUAUGGACACUAUAUUUAAUGCAAGUCUUAUUGGGAAGGCAGUGUGUAUGUUUCAGCAUCACUUUGCUUUGACAGAAAGCCCAACUAAAACAGACGAUCUCUUGAAGAUAUUCUGUUCCAUGUUUCCUCACACUAGCGAAGAUGACAUGUUGAGUUACGAGAUAAAAGAAGUGGACGUUGAGUCAGUAGACGAUCUUCUUAAUGCUUCUAUCCGUGUAGUUGCAAAAGUAGAACUUUCAAGGAUUUGUUUGAAGGAAAGUUCUCCAGAAAUGGGAUCGAACAGAGAGAGGUUACUAAAUGCUUUAGUUAACUGCUGUAUAUGUAUUGUCAAGAGAUGUGAUGGUUCUACUAAAGGGAAAGAAGACAAAUGUUGGCUCUUGUGCAAAAGCCUUGAAGACUUUAUAUUGAGAAGUAUUCUAAAAGUCUUGGAAGACAUGUGUGAGAAGCUUGCACACUUAGAUUCCGUUCCUUUCCUGGAGAGACUAAUGAAAUCAGUUCUUCUGUAUAGAUUUGAGGACACAAAGACAUGGAAGAUGUUGAGGGAAAUCUUCUGCUUAUUGUCUAGAGGGAAGUACUCGUAUGCACCAUAUCUCCAACUCCUAAUAUCUCACUCUCAGUUUAUACCGACCAUCAGUUCUAUAUCCAUAUCAUCCUCACAUACUGGUGUCUUAUCCACGCCUGUCUCCAGCAUUCUAAAACAUCUUAUCAUCCCAAGUCCAAGUUCUGUCCGAGUUAAAAGUUGUUGUCUCGAAGCACCUGACUAUGCGAAGCAGUUAGAAAUUGUCAAAACCCUCAGAGUGCUGCUCCUCAAAAGUGGCAAAGAUUCAGGAAUCAAUCUGAAAGAACUGCAUUUUCUUCUUUUGUCUUCUUAUGGUGCAACCAUGAGCGAAAUCGACUUAGAGCUCAACAAGUUGAUGCAACCUAUCGAGUUGAUUGAUGAGCUGAAUGUUUCUGAAACUGAUUAUUUGUGGGGUAAGGCUUCUUUGAAAAUAAGAGAGGGGCUGCGUUUCUCUCAUGAUGCAUCAGACUGUGGUGAAGCUGAUUACUUGCAGAGCCUUGUCAAAGAGAAUCUUUGUAUCGAUCCCAAAAUAUGUGCUCUAACCGUUUUGUAUUUUCCUUAUCAACAUACUGCAAAGAAAUGCUCACGAUAUGAUCCAGCUUUCAUCCUGCGAUUCUCAGAACACUCUUUGUACACGGGAUACAUUGAACCAGUGGAGUUCGCCAGUUUAGGCUUGCUUGCAGUUGCGUUUGUGAGCCUGUCUUCAGCAGAUCUUGAGAUGAGAAAAUUGGGAUAUAAAACUCUUGGGAGAUUUGUGGAAGCCCUAAAGGUAAUAAUAAUAUUCAUUUUAUCUUCUUUAUAUAUGCAUAACCUGUUUUUGACUGUCUACUGCAAGUUGGUAAAUGUGGUAAUUUUUCCUAUGUAGGGUUGUGAGAGGAAUAUGCAUGAAAAAAACAGGCUUAUGCUUCUGCUGUUGUUUGUGCAAAAUGGAGUUGAUAAACAAUGGCAAAGAAUCUCAACUGUUUCUGCUGGUUUUGCCGCUGAGACAUCUCUGAUAUUGUUGGAGCCUUCUCAUGAACAUUAUGGUCCCAUACUUGAUUUUUUGAAGAGAUCAAAUAGACUGAGGCUAAGGGGAAUACCUUUGUUUCGUCAUUUUUUCUUGGACAGCUCUGUUAGAUCACAGAGGCUAUGGGAACUUCGUCUACUGUGUGUGGGGUUGAAGUCAGAAGAUGAUGCUCAAAUUUAUAAGGAAAACUCAGUCCUGGAGAAACUGAUGAGUUUCUUCUCGGAUCCUUCUGCUGAUGAUGAAACUAAAGGACUAAUCCUUCAGGUUGUGAGAGAGUCAGUCAAAUUCCAUACGAUGGCCGAACAUCUAGAUGAAAACUGUGGUCUCUUGUCAUGGUGUUCAUCAUGCAUCUCAUUUUUUACUACCAAGCCCAUUGGAGAUGAAGAUUCACGCUUUGUACUAGUCUUGGAGGUCAUAGCUGAUGCACUCGCCUCCAGAAAAGUUACAGAGCGGUUGCAAAAAGAUGGCCUCGAAGAGCUAAUGGAAACCUCAUCGCGUUUAUACAGAGUGUUAGGUGGUGGAUUGGUCUCAGUACAAGAAAAUGGUACUUGCGUUGAUUUGAUUUUGCAGAUACUAUCUGAUACACUAAAGAUAUCACAGAAACGAGAAAGGGUCCAGCCACAUUUCACCAUCACAUACGAGGUGAUAUUCCAGCUGUUUGAGGCUGUUGGUAAUUGUGAUUCUCCUCGAGUCGAAGCUAGUGCAGAGCGUGGGCUUGAUACUAUAUUAAUGACCACCCCACCAGUUGACAUUAUAUACAUGGACGUGGAGAAACUGAGAAGGUUUCUUUUGUGGGGAACCUCCACAGCCUUGAAGAGUGACCUUAAAAAUAGAUCUAAUCCCAUUGAGUCUGAUAAAGAACAAGGACAAGAAGAGACUAUGGUGGCAAAGUUUCUACGCUGGCUGAUGGGUUCACUGAUUCUUGGAAAGCUUUAUUCUGAAGCUAACCAUUUGGAUCCAAAGACAGAAAUAUUAUUUGUAUUCUUGAAGAAAAGGAAUCUCGGAGGUAGCAUGACAAAGUCAGAGCACGUACUAGGGAAAGUAAUCUUACAUCUCCAAAAGCUUGUGCGUACAAACGACAACGUUGUUCUUCUUCCCUCGGUUGUAUUUGCACUUUCUCUUAUGCUCCUUGGCAAUGGCCUUGGGACUUCAGGUACUGAGUCUGAAGGUGGUGAUGAUUACAAGCUCAUCAGAUCUUUAUGCUCUAGAAUUAAUAGUCCUCCAGAGGCUGUUCCGGAUUGGAGAUGGUCAUAUUAUCCGUCCUCGUCCGAACCAGGCAAGAUGGAUGUACUACAUGCGUGCCAACACCUUUUGAUGAUAUUAUCUGAUAUGCUUGGAGAGACGCCACGUGAAUAUCAACUUCGUGAAUGCUUUGACAUGUCCAGUGUAUUUGAAUGGGAAAGAGGUUUAGUUGAGACUUCAUCUAUGUAACUAUUACAGCCAAAUCAAUCCGUUUUGUUAACUUCACUUACGUGCCAAGCUUGGCCAUUACA
This is a messenger RNA of Raphanus sativus (radish), 6053 nucleotides long. RefSeq lists its product as uncharacterized. Gene Ontology annotation, biological process: maturation of 5.8S rRNA from tricistronic rRNA transcript (SSU-rRNA, 5.8S rRNA, LSU-rRNA); maturation of LSU-rRNA from tricistronic rRNA transcript (SSU-rRNA, 5.8S rRNA, LSU-rRNA). Gene Ontology annotation, cellular component: nucleolus. The transcript is spliced from 10 exons. Lineage: Eukaryota; Viridiplantae; Streptophyta; Magnoliopsida; Brassicales; Brassicaceae. The record is from RefSeq and is a predicted model, not a curated record.